Bufo gargarizans (Asiatic toad) is the source of this 1257-nucleotide messenger RNA. RefSeq names its product olfactory receptor 5F1-like. Gene Ontology annotation, biological process: sensory perception of smell; G protein-coupled receptor signaling pathway. Gene Ontology annotation, cellular component: membrane. Gene Ontology annotation, molecular function: odorant binding; olfactory receptor activity; G protein-coupled receptor activity. Bases 1 to 1257 code for a protein of 418 amino acids. NCBI's taxonomy places the organism in Eukaryota, Metazoa, Chordata, Amphibia, Anura, Bufonidae. The transcript has 3 exons. The record is from RefSeq and is a predicted model, not a curated record.
AUGAGAAAGAAGAAUGGAUCUUUUGUGACAGAAUUUGUUCUUACUGGUCUCUCCUCCAACCCAAACCUUCAGCUCCCUCUCUUUCUUCUCUGCUUGUUAGUCUACAUGGUAACCUUUCUGGGUAAUCUUAUUAUUAUUGUAUUAAUAAGAAUGACUCCAGGAUUGCAAACACCAAUGUACUUCUUCCUUAUGAAUUUAUCCCUUGUAGAUGUCCUUUAUUCAUCAACUAUAACACCCAACAUUAUGGCCAACCUCUUAUCAGCAAAGAAGACAAUCUCCAUUACUGGUUGUGCAAUUCAAAUGUUCUUCUUCAUUGACCUGGCGAGCUCUGAAGCAAUGUUACUUGCAGUGAUGGCCUAUGAUCGAUAUGUAGCUAUAUGUAAACCUCUGUACUAUGCAGUCCUUGUUAACAAAGUGACAUGCAUUCGACUUAUUUGCUCAGUAUACAUUGCAGGAUGUCUUAACUCAUUAAUUCACACAAGUGCUGCAUUUAGUCUACCGUUCUGUCGGUCUAAUCAGAUCAACCAUUUUUUCUGUGAUUUUAACCCUAUAUUGAAACUUUCUUGUAGCGAUACAUAUCUUAAUGAGAUGCUUGAAUAUAUUGUUGCUGGUUCUAUUGAAGUAGGUUCUUUCUUCUGUAUAGUAAUAUCAUACACAUACAUUAUCCUUGCCUUGUUUAAGAUAGGGUCUUCAAGAAGUAGGAUUAAGUCUUUAUCUACUUGUGUCUCUCACUUUACAUGCGUAGCCUUAUUCUACUGUCCAGUUUUCUUCAUGUACUUACGACCAAAUUCUGCCUAUGCCGGGGAUCAGGAAUGGAUAGUGUCAGUGUUCUAUACAGUGAUAAUACCCAUGUUAAAUCCCAUAAUCUACAGCUUAAGAAAUCAAGAUGUAAAAAAAGCUCUGCGUAAAGCAGUUAAUGAUUUUUUUCAUGCACCAGACCACUACAUGUGUUGUUUCAAGCCAUUCAGUAGGGAUAACUGCAGCAUAAACUAUGUAAUUCCCCUGAAAUUUAUCUCGGAGCGGACACUCACACAAGGAAUGGAGGAAGAAAAACAGCUUAUGCAUUUUUCUGUCCGCCCUUUAAUUGUUGGGGAUCCACAAGGAGAAAGUCCCAUUGAGAAGGAGAAUGGAGAUAAGAUGCUGCUACAGAAGAAGGAAGAGGAGUCAUGGGGGGGUAACAAGGGGAUGAUAAUGAUCACAACGCCGGCCGUGAUGGCCAAUCGUCUUAGUGGUGGGAUAGCCCAGAAAGAACUGUAA